This is a messenger RNA of Scomber japonicus (chub mackerel), 4620 nucleotides long. It is a transcript of the gene trps1, whose product is annotated as trichorhinophalangeal syndrome I. Gene Ontology annotation, biological process: regulation of transcription by RNA polymerase II. The record is from RefSeq and is a predicted model, not a curated record. The transcript is spliced from 10 exons. NCBI's taxonomy places the organism in Eukaryota, Metazoa, Chordata, Actinopteri, Scombriformes, Scombridae. Gene Ontology annotation, cellular component: nucleus. Bases 16 to 4620 code for a protein of 1534 amino acids. Gene Ontology annotation, molecular function: zinc ion binding; DNA-binding transcription factor activity; RNA polymerase II transcription regulatory region sequence-specific DNA binding.
UGUUUUUAUAACCUGAUGAUCAGCAGAGAGAUGGUGAGGAAGAAGAAUCCCCCUAUCCGGAGUGUGGGAGGAGAGGAGGAGGAGGAGGAAGAGGGGAGGAGGCCAGCAGGAGAAGAGGAAGAGGAGGGAGAGGAGGAGGGGAGAGUAGGAGCGGAGGCCGACCGAAUAAACCGACCCUCAGAACCAGAAUCCUCCGACCGGAUCAGAGGAGAUGAGGAGCAGGAAGAGGAGGAGGGAGAGAGCGAGUGUGUUUCCUCAUCUGUCUCUCCCUCAUCUGUUGGCGGGAGAGACGAUCGCUACAGCAAUGAGGAGAAAGGGGGGAGGAGAGGAGGGGGAGGAGGAGGGGGGAGGGCUAAACAAGGAGGAGCGGCAAUGACUGACAGACCUGAGAGCCAGUCGGAAGCUGAGGAUGGGGACAAGGGUGCAGAGGAGGGAGAGAGGAGUGAAAGAGACACAGGGGAGGCAGAUCAUCUCAUUUCUCCUCUCUUCUCGACUCCCCACCUCCUCACCAGACAGGAAGGAGGGGAGGAGUCGACAACUGACACCCCUCCGCUCUCCUCCAGCCCCUCUCCUAAACUCCAGGACUUCAAGUGCAACGUGUGUGGUUAUGGUUACUAUGGCAACGACCCAGCUGACCUGGUGAAGCACUUUAGGAAGUAUCACCUGGGUCUUCACAACCGCACGCGGCAGGAUGCUGCCCUCGACACACACAUCCUGGCACUCCACAACAUGGCUCCCCAGCACACACCUCUGGACAUCCAGGCAGGACAAGGGCAGAGGAACCAAGCCAAAGAGUUGGGGAAGACAAGGCCAGAUGUAAACAAUCAGCAACACAGAACAGUUAUGAUCAAUGGCACAUAUGACGUACAGGUGACGAUGGGCGGCACGCUAAUUGGGAUUGGCAGAAAGACCUCUGAUUGCCAGGGGAACACUAAGUACUUUCGCUGCAAAUUCUGCAACUUCACAUACAUGGGCAGUAAUUCCUCAGAACUUGAACAACACUUCCUGUCUUCACAUCCAAAUAAAGUGAAAACUCCACCGUCCACGCCCUUGCUUGCUAACAACAACGACAGCCAGGUGAAGGGGAGGAGUCAAAUUUUAGACGGGGCGGAGCGAGUGGCAGUGAGAGCGGAAGACGAUUCCUUGGUCGGGUACUCCAUCCGGGUCAGGGCGUGUCCCGAUUCGUCGAGCUGGAUGGGGGAGGCAGGUCGAGAUACGGUUCAGGCGUAUUAUAGGUGCCAAUUCUGCAGCUGGAGUUGCGAGUGGUCAGGGGGCUCGGCGAAGCUUUUAGAGCACUAUGAACAAAGACAUAGAAUGAGCACAGGAGGUACUAUGAGCCCGAACAGCUCUAAUCCUGGAGGGAUGGACAGAGAGCGGGAGAGAGGAGGGAGAAGAGAAGGAGGAGAAAGAGAUCACAUGUUAUCCAAAAGCCGCAAAGAUCUGUCAUCUAACCCGUCCGGCACCAGCCAAGGAGACCCAAACAGCAGUGACACAGAAGCAGUCGUGACCAGUUAUAACUGUCAGUUGUGUGAUUUCCGGUACUCAAUGGCCCACAGUGCAGAUGUGAUCGUAGUAGCACCAUUACUACUGCACUACCAGCACAACCACUCCAUCCACCGAUGCUGCAUUCAGCACUGCAUGUAUUGUCCACAGGGGCUCUGUCAGCCACAAAAACACCUGGGGGAGGUGUCUCACCCGUUUGCUUGCCGGAAGCCCUCUUGCCCAAAAUGUUGUUCCAAGUUCCCUCAGUCCGCCAAACAGCAAGACACCAUGGGUUCCAAACCUGUCACUGCCACCUCACCCAGCAUGACCCCUCCCAAUCCUAGAGGUGACCCCGGGGUCACCCAUUUGUGUGACCAGUGUGCGUUUGCCACCACCGACAUAGACGUGUUGCUCCAACACUACGAAAGCUGCCACACCCUGAUUAACCUAAAGGGGGCGCCCCCACAUGUCAAGGCUGAGGAAGAGGGUGGUGGAGACAAGGAAGGAGGGAGAGGAGAAGGAGGCGAGAGGGAGUUCUCUUGUACAAAGUGUCACUUCAUCACGGAAGUGGAAGAAGAAAUUUUCAGACACUACAGGCGUGUCCACGCAUGUUGUCGCUGUCGACGCUGUGACUUCACGGCUCCUGACUCAUCAGCCCUCCUUGACCAUUUCAAUUCAGCUCACUGUCAUGAAUCCUCCCCCUCAUUAAGCUCACUGACAACAACUUUACCCACCUCACUGACAACCUCACUGACACCUUCGUUAACGCUCUCAGCCAAUGGCUGCUCGGCUCCUUCUACCUUAGCCAUUAAAGAAGAGAGCAAGGGGGAUAUUCGCCUCCUUUACUCCCUUGCACCGCCUGAGGGACGGUUGGCAGAAGGAGGCAGAGAAGAAGCAGGAGGGGUGGUAAAAAGUGAGGGAGGUGAGGAGAAAGAAAGAGAGCGGGAGAAAGGCUGGGUCCUUGGGGAGACAAGAGGACCAGGAGAAAGAGGAGGUGAGCAGGCUCAUGGUCUACUGUGGGUGCCCAAGGAGCGAAUGGGACCUGAAAGAGGAGCAGGAGGUGGCAGCCCCUCUCUUUUCCCCUCCUCCCUCUCACUGUCAUUUGUUUCAGCCAAUCACGAGGCCUCACCGCAGAAAAGAGGUGUAGCGUCGCCUAGCAUGGUUUACCUAGGAGACACCAAAUCAUUUUUGGGAGAUACCAAGUCGUUUUUGGGAGACGCCAAGCUGUACGGAGGAGGGAGGCCAGGAGGAGCCACUGCAGGUGGAGGCGGAGGGGAGAAACAGAGCCAGAUGCCAACUCAACAGUACACAGGAGGAGGAGGAGGAGGAGGGGGGAGUGGAGGUGGAGGAGGACAGGAGGGGAAAGGAGGAGCUGCUAAAGAGGAGUCCCAGUCCCUGCUACGGCGGCGCAGAGGUAGUGGGGUCUUUUGUGCGAACUGUCUGACUACCAAGACAUCUUUAUGGAGGAAGAAUGCUAAUGGAGGCUACGUCUGCAAUGCAUGUGGUUUAUACCAAAAACUACAUUCGACACCCAGACCUCUAAACAUCAUAAAACAAAACAACGGUGAACAAAUUAUCCGACGCCGAACCCGAAAACGCCUCAACCCUGAUUCGCUGUCAUCUGAAAACCCAGCUCCCAAGCAGCAACGAAUCACCAACGAGGAGCGUAUGAACGGGGACGAGUCAGACAGAAGUUGCGCAUCAAUCAAAAACCAGCAGCCUUCCCCUCGCUCGCGCUCUCCCCGCUCCACUCAGGCCUUCCUUGCCAAUCAAACAUUGGAAAUCCACAGACGCAUGCCUCCUCUUCUUCUGCCUUCACACGCCCCCUCCCCACUGGUAGUUGAGGGCAAUGGGGGCAUCGCUGAGGGAGGGCUAGCAUCAAAAAUAGAGGGAGGAAAAGGAGGAGGGGGAUCAGAAAGAGGCAGCCCAAUUGAAAAAUACAUGCGACCAUCCAAACCGUCUAGUUAUUCACCCCCUGGUUCACCCAUUGAAAAGUAUCAGUAUCCCCUUUUCUCCUUACCCCUUCCUUUAACCCUCUCACCAGAUUUGACCCCUGAGUCAGAUUGGAUCAGGUUCUGGACCAAGUAUAAGAUGGCUGCUACCUCUGGGGUUCCCGGUGGCAUCAGUAAUCUCAGCAGCCCUGGUAGCCUUGGAAACAACGCUCAUUACCUUGGUGCAAUGGUGACUCCAGUACAACAUCAUCAGCAAAGCUACACGGUGCCUUACUGCGCCUCUCCCUACUCUCCUCUACCACCUCCUCCUGCUCCUCCUCACUAUCCUCCUCCUCCUCUUCAUCCUCAAACCUCCUCAUCAUCGUUAGAAAAUGAUGCUCCUUUAGAUCUUGCAAUAAGACAAAGAGAUACAAGUGCUGCAAAUGCACACAUGUCAACAAAUGGCGCAGAGAGGAGAAGGCAAGAAUCGCCUCGCCUAGCUGAGAGGUUGAGAGAGAACUGGAAAGGAGAGAAAGAGGAGGAGGAGAGGAUAGAUGAAGGAGAGAACCAGAGGGAGGAAACACAAAAGGAAGAAAAAGAUAAUUUGACAAAAGGUGUUCCGUCGAAUCGCGCAAUGGUGGAAGUGGCCACACAGGACGACCUGACCAACCGUUGCAUCCACUGUGGGAUCUACUUCCUCGAUGAGGUCAUGUAUGCCCUGCACAUGAGUUGCCACGGCGACCAGGGACCAUACCAAUGCAGUUUUUGCCUCCACGUGUGUGUGGAUCGGUAUGACUUCACCACGCACAUACAGAGGGGUUUACAUAGGUACACAGACAAAACAUCACAGCAGAGGGGUCACACGCAAGAUGGCAUCAUUCAGGACGCCACAGUGGCAUCAGAGCACGAGUGUCAAAAUUUGUCUCCAGAGGAAAAAGAUGGAGGUCACCAUAACAACACUGCAGGUGAAAGCGAUGAUGCCAUGGGAGUAUGUCAUGACGACCAAGCAAAAGAAAGUACAGGCGAUGAUGCCACUGACAAUGACACAAGAGAUGAAAAGGAGGAAAGAGAAGAUGCUCGUGACAUACCAAACCAGGAAUUAGGAAGCCAGAAGGUGUCAGAUAGUGAUGACAACAUUACAGAAACCGCAGAUGUCGAGACUGUUGCUGAGUCUGAAAAGUUAGACGAGAACAUGGAGAGUAAUUAA